ACAUCAUAACCUUUGCAGGGCUCGGGAACGGAGCGCCCCCUGGCGGACACGCACAGGACCCGCAUUUGAGCGUUCUCAGUGAAUGUUUUAUACUUUGGUCUCACUUCUUAAUGUUACUCUCUUUCAUUCAACCACAACUUUGCAACAAAAUGCUUCCCUGCCACAGACCUCUGCCUGAGUUUACCUCCACCUCCCCCUUUGUAAGACUGCCAAUGUCAUCCUUCUAAACGGCUCAGCUGCUUUAAUCCUGGCGGCUGACCACCGAAGAUAUGGGGACGCGUGCUCUGAACGCUGCUUGCCGUUCUGUGCCGGCAUAGCUGGAAACUAUUGCAUGUUUCAUUUACACACUCAGUAAGAAAUUGCCAUAACAGCUUUUAAUUGGAUUUGCAGGCUAUGGCCGGUGGACAGGAUGGCCUGCAGGCUCCACGCUGCAUGUGAACCGGCCCAACUUCUUUAUUACUAGAAAGGACUCGUCAUACAAACUCAUGCAUGUGUAAUCCAUCCACUGCGGAUCCCUUGAAGAAUUGAUGCUGGGUUUUCUGGAGUGAUUGCGUGGUGUUAAACUGCGGACAUGGAGGGAGCAAAGAAAGAUGCCCCCCCUGGGGGUGAUGGAGGCAAAACAGACACCCUUGGGUCCACCAGCUCCGCCAGGAAAAGGGGAGGGGGGGCCAAGAAGGCGAUGCAGGCAAAUAAGUCUGCCCUCAGGGCCCCACGAGCCCUGUGCUGCCUGACCCUCAGCAACCCCAUCCGCAUGGCUGCCCUGGCCCUGGUAGAGUGGAAACCCUUUGAUAUUUUUAUUCUAAUUUCAAUUUUCGCCAACUGCGUGGCCAUGGGCGUCACCAAGCCGUAUCCGGACGACGACUCCAACGCCACCAACCACCAACUGGAACAAGUUGAGUACGUCUUCCUUGUCAUCUUCACCGUGGAGACCUUCACCAAAAUCCUGGCCUAUGGCUUAGUCAUGCACCCCAGCGCCUACAUACGCAGCGGAUGGAACCUGCUGGACUUCAUCAUCGUCAUCGUCGGCUUGUUCAGCGUGAUAGCCGAGGCCAUGACGGACCAUAAGCCGGGGGAGGCCCACCACGCUGCGGGCAAGCCCGGAGGCCUGGACGUCAAGGCUCUCCGGGCGUUCAGGGUGCUCCGACCGCUUCGCCUCGUCUCCGGCGUGCCAAGUUUGCAGAUCGUGUUGAACUCCAUCAUGAAGGCCAUGGUCCCGCUCCUCCACAUCGGGAUGCUGGUCAUGUUCGUCAUCAUCAUCUACGCCAUCAUCGGGCUGGAGCUCUUCAUCGGCCGGAUGCACAAGACGUGCUACUCCGUCACCACAGGGCUCAUGAUAGAGGACGACCCGUCGCCGUGCGCGUUCGCUGGGAGCGGACGCUUCUGCGAAUGGAACGGGACUGAGUGCAGGGGCAAAUGGGAGGGUCCCAACGGUGGGAUCACAAAUUUCGACAACAUCUUCUUUGCCAUGCUGACAGUUUUCCAGUGUAUCACUAUGGAGGGUUGGACAGAUGUUCUAUACUGGAUGAACGAUGCCAUUGGAUAUGAGAUCCCCUGGAUCUACUUCGUCUCUCUGGUCAUCUUUGGAUCAUUCUUCAUCAUUAAUCUUGUCCUGGGUGUGUUGAGCGGAGAGUUCUCCAAGGAAAGAGAGAAGGCUGUGGCACGCGGCGAGCUGCAGAAGGCGCAGGAGAGCAAACAGAUGGAGGAGGACAUGAUCGGCUACAUGGACUGGCUCAUCGAGGCCGAGGACGUGGACGAGGAAGGAAACAAACGUGCCGCGAUUGCAAAGAAGAAGAUGAUGAAGAAGUUCGGCUGGUACAAACACAGCGAGGACGGCGGAGAGUCGGACUCCGACGACGACAUAGCGUACCUGGACGACGACAACGGCUGCUGCGCUUCCCUCAUGGCAAAGAUGAUGGCCAACAGCUUCUGUGACCAGCUGUGCCAGCUGAAUCACACCAUGAGGAAGAACUGCCGCGUAGCUGUUAAAACCACCAACUUCUACUGGCUGGUCCUCCUCCUGGUGUUCCUCAACACGGUGGCCAGUGCCUCGGAGCAUUACGGGCAGCCCAAGUGGCUCACGGAGAUGCAAGAGCGAGCCAACAAGAUCCUGCUGAUGCUCUUCACCCUGGAGAUGCUGAUGAAGAUGUACGCCUUCGGCCUGCAGAUCUACUUCAUGGCGCUCUUCAACCGCUUCGACUGCUUCGUGGUGUGCGGCGGCAUCCUGGAGACGCUGCUGGUGGAGCUGGAGGUCGUUCCGCCCAUCGGCAUCUCUGUGCUGCGGUGCAUCCGACUGCUCCGCAUAUUCAAGAUGACUCGGCACUGGGCGGCCUUGUCUGACCUGGUCAACUCGCUGCUGAACUCCAUGAAGGCCAUCUGCUCCCUGCUGCUCCUGCUCUUCCUCUUCCUCAUCAUCUUUGCCUUGCUGGGCAUGCAGCUGUUCGGAGGCAAGUUCAACUUCGACGAGACCCAAAUGAAGAGAAGCACCUUCGACUCGUUUCCUCAGGCUCUGCUCACCUGUUUCCAGAUCCUCACUGGAGAGGACUGGAACGCUGUGAUGUACGAUGGCAUCAUGGCCUACGGAGGGCCCAUCUUUCCCAACAUGGUGGUCUGCAUUUACUUCGUCAUCCUCUUUGUUUGUGGUAACUACAUUCUGCUCAACGUCUUCUUGGCUAUCGCCGUCGACAACUUGGCAGGAGGAGGCGGAAAGAAAAAAGUGGAAGAGAAAAAGGAAGAGGAGGAAGAGUGGGAUGAGGAUGAAGAGAAAGAGGAUGAAGACGCAGGGAAUGAAGACGACGAUUGGCAGGAAAACGAGGAGCUGAGGGCCAUCGAGGGACUGGAGGGGGUCGCUCCACUGAAGCCAGAGUUCUCGGGGCCCAAGGAGAAGAUCGUCCCGAUCCCCGACGGCAGCUCCUUCUUUAUUCUCGGAAAGAAGAACUGUUUGCGUGUUGCCUGUCACAACCUCAUCCAUCACCCGUACUUCACCAACUUCAUCCUCAUCUUCAUCAUCUUCAGCAGCAUUUCCCUGGCGGCUGAAGAUCCAAUCAAAUCGCACUCAUUCAGGAACAUAGUAAGACGACCACUUCUCACCUCCACCUUCAUUCAGGAGCUCGCGCUAACUAGCUUUGGCUUUUCUCAGGUGCUCGGCUACGCCGACUACGUCUUCACAUCCGUUUUCACGGUGGAGAUCGUACUGAAGAUGACCGUCUACGGGGCUUUUCUGCACACCGGCUCCUUCUGCAGGAACGCCUUCAACCUCCUCGACCUGCUGGUCGUCAGCGUGUCGCUCACGUCCUUCUUCCUGCAUUCCAGCGCCAUCUCUGUGGUGAAGAUCCUUCGAGUGCUGCGUGUGCUCCGGCCCCUGCGCGCCAUCAACAGGGCCAAGGGCCUGAAGAACGUGGUGCAGUGCGUGUUCGUGGCCAUCCGCACCAUCGGCAACAUCCUGAUCGUCACGACGCUCCUCCAGUUCAUGUUUGCGUGCAUUGGAGUGCAGCUCUUCAAGGGUAGAUUCUACAGCUGCACAGAUGAGGCCAAACACACUCCAGAGGAAUGCAAGGGAACAUUUGUUGUCUAUAAGGACGGAGACAUGAACCACCCGAUGGUGAGAGAGAGGAUCUGGCAGAACAGCGACUUCAACUUUGACAACGUGCUGAUGGGCAUGUUGGCUCUAUUCACCGUGUCCACCUUCGAAGGCUGGCCACAGCUUCUGUACCGAGCCGUGGACGCCAACGCCAUCAACCGAGGGCCCAUUUACAACUACCGGGUAGAAAUCUCCAUCUUCUUCAUCAUCUACAUCAUCAUCAUCGCCUUCUUCAUGAUGAACAUCUUUGUGGGUUUCGUCAUCAUCACGUUCCGAGAGCAAGGCGAGGCCGAGUUCAAAAACUGCGAGCUCAACAAGAAUCAGCGUCAGUGUGUGUACUAUGCCCUGAAGGCUCAGCCCAUCAAGAUUUACAUCCCCAAAAACCCGUCCCAGCUCAAAUUCUGGAGAAUUAUCAACUCCAGCCAGUUUGAAUAUGUCAUGUUUGUGCUGAUUCUGGGAAACACGCUCACGUUGGCCGUUCAGCAUUAUGAACAGUCCAAACUCUUCACCUCCAUCAUGGACAUCCUCAACAUGAUCUUCACCGUGGUCUUCACCAUAGAGAUGAUCAUCAAGCUAAUGGCUCUGCGGGCGCACCACUAUUUCAUCGACCCGUGGAAUUCAUUCGAUGCUUUGAUCGUCGUGGGGAGCGUGUUGGAUAUUGCAGUGUCUGAGUUUAGUGGAGGAGGCGGCCAUGGUGAGGGAGGAGGAAAAGGAGAAAGCGGGAAAGUGUCCAUCACCUUCUUCCGACUGUUCCGAGUGCUGAGGUUGGUCAAGCUGCUCAGCAAAGGGGAGGGCAUUCGAACGCUUCUCUGGACCUUUGUGAAGUCCCUCCAGGCCCUGCCGUACGUAGGUCUGCUCAUCGCCAUGAUCUUCUUCAUCUAUGCUGUGAUCGGCAUGCAGACAUUCGGGAAAGUGGCCGUUGAUGAUGACACACACAUCAACAGAAACUGCAACUUCCAGACUUUCUUCAUGGCCGUGUUGGUGCUCUUCAGGUGCGCCACCGGAGAGCAGUGGCAGGAGAUCAUGCUGGCAGCGCUGCCCGGCAGACGCUGUGACCCGGAGGCCGACAUCGAACCGGGCGAAGAGUUCACCUGCGGUAGCAACCUGUCCUACAUCUACUUCAUCAGCUUCUUCAUGCUUUGUGCCUACCUGAUCAUCAACCUGUUCAUCGCUGUCAUCAUGGACAACUUUGAAUACCUGACCCGAGACUGGACCGUGCUCGGGACCCACCACCUGGAUGAGUUCAAGAGAGUUUGGUCUGACUACGACCCAGAGGCCACCGGCCGGAUAAAGCACAUCGACGUCGUCACAAUGUUGCGUAGGAUUCAGCCGCCGCUUGGUUUUGGAAAACUGUGUCCUCACCGCGUCGCCUGCAAGAGACUGGUCGCUAUGAAUGUGCCGCUGCAUCCAGAUGGGACGGUCACCUUCAACGCCACGCUGUUCGCUCUCGUACGAACUUCGCUCAAGAUCAAGACUGAAGGCCCCAUCGACCAGCAGAAUGAGGAGCUGAAGCUUAUCAUUAAGAAGCUGUGGAAGCGAACUAAACCCAAGCUCAUUGACGAAGUCAUUCCUCCCCCUAGAGGCGAUGAGGUGACCUGUGGGAAGUUUUACGCCAGCUUCUUGAUUCAGGACUAUUUUAAGAAGUUCCGCAAGAGAAAGGAAAGAGAGAGGAAAUCCAAAAAAAAGGACCGGGCAGCUGCUCUGCAGCUGGGGCUGCGCUCGCUGCAGGACCUGGCUCCAGAGAUGCGCCUGGCGAUGGCCUGCGACAUAGAAGAGGAGGAAGGUGCCGACGGGGAGAUGACGGGCGACGAGCUGUUCGACAGCGAGCAUGGAACGUCUGUGACCACGACGCCCGCCACCACUCCACUGCCACCUCUGCACACCCUGGUGGAGCAGACGGCUGUGAUAAUGGAGCCGGAGCCCAGCAGCGCUGGUGGGGGAGUGAUCACAGAGCAGGUGACGGGGCUGUAUGACCAUCAGAGACCCGGGUCGGAGAUGGCGGGGGUCAGCGUGGUCACUGAGCAGCCUACAAGGUCCGAACCGCUGCCCAUGAGUUGUGCGAUGAUCCCCGAACCGCUGCCCAUCAGCAUGGACUUCAUCAGCGAGUCGCCUCUUCCUCCUCCUCCUCCUCCUCCUCAUCCUCCUCCUCCCCCAGAGAUGACAGAUGGCGGAGAGGCUGUAGCUGAGGAACCAGUGGUGCUGGCUACAGCUGAAAUAACUGAGCCUGUUUAUAACACUGAUUGCGAUGCUGUGAGUGUAGUAUCCAUAGACAGGUACAUGUAUCCAGAGCCCAUUUCUCCUGUCCCAACUGAGACCGGCUACAACGGGCUGAGCCUGGACAGAGCGAGCAGCAUCGGGGAGGCUCUUUAUGACUCCCAGGACGCCAGCGACUUUGUCGGCAACGGAUACGCCGUCGCGGCUACGAACGGAGAGAGCGUCGCAGAGAGCCCCGCUCCCUACGCGGCGAGCGAAUACAACGGCACGGGCCUCGUCGAGAACGGCAGCUUCGUCAGCGCCAACGGCAUCGAGGGCGCGAUGAGCGUCAGCAACGACAACGGCAGCGCCGCCAACGGCUACGGCAGCUACGGCAGCAACGGCUACGGCGGCGAAGAAGCCGGAGGCACGCAGUUCGUCAGGCGCCGGCUGCUUCCUUCCAUACCCAAAGGCCGAAAGCCUGCAUUUAACUUCCAGUGUCUGAGGCCUCAGAGCAGCGUGGACGACCUCCCCAUCCCAGGGAACUACCACGGGAACACGUCUCCAUCCAGAUCCCGCCUACAAACCCAGCACAGCCUGGACUCCAGACGCAGCAGCGUGUCCUCGCUGUCGUCGGCCUCGUGGGCAAACACGACGGCAGCUGGUGCCACUCCGGUUCCGAGAAUCGUCGCCCCCUCGCCGCACAAGGGCAAGCUCAUCUACACCCCCAUGAUGCUGAUGGACGAAGUCACCGGCACCAGCCGGCCGCUGUGGAGCGACGGCUCCGCCAGCCUCCCCGCAGGGGGCCGCCCCGGUUGGUACCCCGGUCAGACGAGGACCUUCACCAGCACGAGGAUGCCGCCCGUCAACCAGGGCUUCGUGGACAAAGGCAGCGCAGACAGUCUGGUGGAGUCGAUCCUGAUCUCCGAGGGUCUCGGCAUGUACGCCCGGGACCCAAAGUUUGUGACUUUCGCCAAGCGGGAGAUUGCCGAGGCCUGUCACAUGAGCCUGGAUGAGAUGGAGAACGCUGCCGCUGACCUGAUCGCCCGCGGAGCCGGUCAGUCCAUUUCCCGCUUCGAGGACGAACUGGCCGAUGAAAUGAACUGUGUCAUUUCCUACUGAGAUCCACUAAGCCGUGUGCGGUAGUAAGGCGGUGUGUUGAUUUCAGCUGAGGAAUAAAAAUGACACAUCAGAGAGGGGGGAUUUAAGCAUAUUUGACUGAAUUAUGUUUCGAUAUGCUUCGUGUGAGAAUGCCAAAACACAGAGGACAUCAGUGACUAGAGCCUGAUGAGCGCGACAGCAAAGAAUGACUCUUAUUAUUCCAGAGGAUGACUUUUGCGUUACUUGUUAAUUUUGUACUUAAAACCGUCUCUUUAUUCAUCUGUGCAGUGAAGGAGUAUGACCUGAAAAUUUAAACAUAUUAAACUAUUACAUCAAUAAAAUGCUUUUAAUCCUGUUUGUGAGUGCAGCAUUUUCUCUUUUAGAAUACUGAACAUCCUCUAUGGUGACAUACGCAAACUGUCACUAACCUACCAGCUAACAAAAUGGCUGACAAGCCUCUAAACCAACAAAAAGGCAACCAACAAAAACAACAAAUCUCUAGAGGGUGAUGCACCAACCAGCAGACAGCAUGUGAGAAAUGAGUCCUUAUAUACUGGAUGUAGCAGCAGGUGCAGGCGAUUGACAUGAUUAGAGCAGACAGGAAACAGAAACAGAAAGUGAUGUCACGCACACCAGACAGGACGAACAACAGCGCCCCUGAAGGUCGAAGGGCCAAACUAAAUGUGUCACAAACACAUUUAUCCGUGUUUUCGAAUUUUAAUUGUGCUUCAGUUGUUCUUGUCUAAUCAUAACAUACUGUGCACUGUUGUGGAAAGCUGCUCUCUGUCUUGUUUGCGUUUUGCCCAGCAGCAGAUGAUGUCAUGGAUGCUGAAAACCUCAAAAUAGGGAAGAGUGAAUGAUAUUAUAAUGAUAUUAUAACUUGCUCACAGAUGGUAACAUCUGCGCUUCAUGUUCUCCUGUCUGCACAAAUAAAAACAUACAACACAAUAA
Messenger RNA from Betta splendens (Siamese fighting fish), 7822 nucleotides. RefSeq names its product calcium channel, voltage-dependent, L type, alpha 1F subunit a (gene cacna1fa). Bases 572 to 6892 code for a protein of 2106 amino acids. Gene Ontology annotation, molecular function: high voltage-gated calcium channel activity. Lineage: Eukaryota; Metazoa; Chordata; Actinopteri; Anabantiformes; Osphronemidae. The record is from RefSeq and is a predicted model, not a curated record. The transcript has 46 exons. Gene Ontology annotation, biological process: calcium ion import across plasma membrane. Gene Ontology annotation, cellular component: membrane; voltage-gated calcium channel complex.